Achroia grisella is the source of this 3060-nucleotide messenger RNA. RefSeq names its product regulator of telomere elongation helicase 1 homolog (gene Rtel1). Gene Ontology annotation, molecular function: DNA helicase activity; ATP binding; DNA polymerase binding. The transcript has a single exon. Gene Ontology annotation, biological process: regulation of double-strand break repair via homologous recombination; DNA repair; negative regulation of DNA recombination. The coding region runs from base 118 to 3036 and encodes 972 amino acids. Gene Ontology annotation, cellular component: nucleus. The record is from RefSeq and is a predicted model, not a curated record. NCBI's taxonomy places the organism in Eukaryota, Metazoa, Arthropoda, Insecta, Lepidoptera, Pyralidae.
AAAUACAGCCUGAAAUACUAUUGUCCUAAUUAUUUAUUUAAUAUACUUAACUAUGACAGUUUUAAUGUGAAUAUAUUUCUUAUACAUGUGCGUAGUAAGAAUCGUUUCAACAUUAUCAUGCCAGAAAUAAUGAUAUCCGGUAUACCCGUUAAUUUCCCAUUUGACCCAUAUGAUGUCCAGAAAGCAUAUAUGGAAAAAGUGAUUGAAAGUUUACAAAACAAUACUAAUGCCUUAUUGGAGUCUCCCACAGGAACAGGAAAGACGUUAAGCUUACUUUGUUCUUCGCUGGCAUGGUUAUUAGUAAAAAAAGCUCAGUUGCAAAUGAACGCGCAAGUCGGCAAUUUUUCGGAACACAGUGGUUUCAGUGGGUCAUUGAAAGAUAAUUUGAAGUCUGGUGCCGGGAAAGGAAAGGAUAAUGUAUCGUGGGGAAUGCCGAAAAUCAUUUAUUCAUCCCGAACACAUUCACAACUUACUCAGGCUAUGCAAGAAUUGAAAAGAUCUAGCUAUAGACAUGUUAAGGCUGCAGUUUUAGGCUCACGAGAUCAAAUGUGUAUUCAUCCAGAGGUUUCAAAGGAGACCAACAAUACCAAUAAGGUCCACAUGUGCCAGCUUAAGGUUAAAUCUCGAACAUGUCAUUUCUAUAACAAUGUUGAGUCUAAAAAAGAUGAUAGGGCUGUAAAAGGUGAUGACAUAUUGGACAUAGAAGACUUAGUGGCUGUAGGGAAAAAAAUAAAAUGUUGCCCCUAUUAUUUAUCAAAGGAAUUAAAACAGGAUGCAGAUAUUGUGUUUAUGCCUUAUAAUUAUAUUUUAGAUCCUAAAUCCAGAAAAGCUAAUGGGGUAGAGCUUAUGAAUAAUAUUGUGAUACUAGAUGAAGCUCAUAAUGUUGAGAAAAUGUGUGAAGAAUCUGCCUCUUUACAGGUUAGAACUACCGAUGUUGCUGUUUGUAUUGAUGAAAUAACUCAUAUUAUGAGAUCAUUCAGUGAAAAUAGUGAAGACCAAAUGGAUUCAACAGGUGAUAGUGGUCAGACUAAAGAUUUCACCUGUGAUGAUUUAUGUGUACUAAAAGAAAUGAUGCUAGCAUUUGAGAAAGCUAUUGAUGAAAUUAAUGUGGGCAGCGAAGGUGUAACCUACCCAGGAGAAUUUAUAUUUGAACUACUAUCGAAAGCUGAAAUAAAGGAUCACAAUCAGAUGGCGGUUAUAACACUAAUAGGGAAUCUUAUUCAAUACUUAUCAACAGCUAGUGCAUCUCCAUUUCAACGUAAGGGAAUUGGUUUGCAGAAAAUAGUAGAUUUAUUAAAUGUUGUAUUCAGUGGCACCACACAUGCCUACAAAGAGAGAGUUAAAUUAUGUUAUAAAGUUCAUGUCCAAGUAGAAGAUAAAAAGAACAAUAAAAAGUCAGACAGCUGGGGAUCUUUAAAAACAACAAAUUCUAAAACUGCAGAGCGAGUCCUUAGUUACUGGUGUUUUAGUCCAGGGUUUGGUAUGCAACAGUUGGUAGAACAAAAUGUUAGAAGUAUAAUAUUGACCAGUGGCACCCUAGCUCCCUUGAAACCAUUAAUAUCAGAAUUGGGUAUUCCAAUUGGAGUACAGUUAGAAAACCCUCACAUAAUUAAAAGUAAACAAAUAUGUGUAAAAAUUAUAAGCCAAGGCCCAGAUUCUACACCUCUAAAUUCAAAUUAUCAGAAUAGGGAUAAUCCCAAAUAUAUUUGUUCCUUAGGUAGAACAAUAUUAAGUUUUUGCCGUGUUGUGCCAGAUGGACUUUUAGUGUUUUUUCCAUCUUAUCCAAUUAUGGCAAAAUGUCAGGAAAUGUGGCAAGCAGAAGGAAUUUGGUCAAGUAUAAAUAACAUAAAACCAAUUUUUGUUGAACCACAGAGAAAAGAUACAUUUAACAGUGUAAUUAAUGACUACUAUUCUAAAAUAACUGAUUCCAGCACUAAAGGAGCUUGUUUUUUAGCAGUAUGUAGAGGCAAAGUUUCUGAGGGUCUAGAUUUUGCUGAUAUGAAUGGAAGAGCUGUUAUUAUUACUGGACUACCAUUUCCACCACUUAGAGAUCCAAGAAUUAUAUUAAAGAAAAAAUAUCUGGAAGAGCUUCGUACAAAAGGAAAAGAUUUUCUUUCUGGGGAUGAAUGGUAUUCUUUGGAGGCCACCAGGGCUGUGAAUCAAGCUAUAGGUAGAGUUAUUAGGCAUCAAAAUGAUUAUGGUGCUAUUUUACUGUGUGACAGUAGAUUUAAUAGUCCUAAGCUGAAAGGUCAAUUAUCUGCAUGGUUGAGAGAUCAUAUUAAUGUAUCUAAUAAGUUUGGAGAGACAGUCAGUGAGAUAUGCAGAUUCUUCAAAAAUGCUGAAGCAUCAUUGCCACCUCCGAAACUUAAACCUUUGCUUCCCUAUGAGUCAAAUUUGGGUUCCAAAGAAAAUACGACAACUAGCAUUACUGGUGUAUCAUUUCCUGCAACCAAUGCUAGAGUUUUACAAAAAAGUAAAAAGUCAGUAAAUCAGUAUCCAAACUCAAAUGAAGUGUAUGCAAAUUUUUCUAUGGAUUUUUACAAAAAUGCACAAUCUGCAUAUGUGAAUGAAUUUAAACCGAAACAAGCAAAGGAUCUUUUUAGUGCUUUAGAUUGUAGUAAUGAGUCUGCUGUGCAAUCAACAUCACAAUCUUUAGUCAACAUUCACAAAAGGAAUUCAGUUGAAAUUGAAGGUGCAGUGGUUGCUAAAAAAAAGAAGUUAAAAAUCAAACCAUUUGGGUUUGAGGAAAACCUGCAGAGUAGUGUAACAUUGAGUAAUAAAGUAGCUCCAACAUCAUUAAUAGAUUUUGUGAAAGAAAUUAAAACAUUGCUCGAAGCAGAUCAAUAUAAACAAUUUCAACUAUCCAUCUCUGCAUAUAAGAAAGAUGGUGACUACACACAAUUUAUACAAUUUUUAAAAAGUGUAAUGGAAAAUAGAAAAAUGUUUUAUUUAUUCAAAGGUAUGAAAAGAUUUUUAAAGGAAGAACAUAAAAAUGUCUUUCAAGAGUACUGUGAUAAUGUAAAAUUUAAUGACUGAUGAAAGAUCUUUUAGAUAAUUACA